Hypoxylon fragiforme is the source of this 3060-nucleotide messenger RNA. RefSeq lists its product as uncharacterized. Bases 545 to 2803 code for a protein of 752 amino acids. The transcript is spliced from 11 exons. The record is from RefSeq and is a predicted model, not a curated record. NCBI's taxonomy places the organism in Eukaryota, Fungi, Ascomycota, Sordariomycetes, Xylariales, Hypoxylaceae.
CCCAACCACUCCUCUAUCUCCAUGCCUACCUCAGCUCCUACAGUUGCAGCUACUUAUCCUCAAGCCCAAUCAUGUCGCGAUUUAAACCCCCAAAGAAGCUACAGGCCGGGCGCUGAGGUCCAGAUUCAGCACAGACAUUCUUGAUGUAGUCAAGUGGUUCGAUGCUGUUCCAGAACUCGCGGCUGAAUUAAAGUGGCAUUCCUGAGGGUACGGCAACUCCCUCUUGCUGAGGCAGUUGUUUGUCGUAGUAGUGACACAUGUCUACCAAGCCAGCUGACAACUUGGAAUGUAUCAAGAUUUGAGUGCCUACCUCGGUAGGAAUUGUGCCUGCCCUUCCGAAGGACUCGAGGCAUAUCGAAGAUUGAAGGGCUGGGUCCGAAUGACCUUGUCGACUAAGAAAAGUAUUUAGUCAAACGCAGCCCUACGUCCUUUCGAAGUGUUUCUAUUAUUCAAAGCAGCUCAAUUCCUUUGACCUUAGCGAUCAGCAUCCUCAUUUUUCAGCAAAUUAUUUUAUCAAGUUUCUACAGCGAACAUACUCGCGAUAAUGUCAUCUACAGCACCCCAGACCGAUGAUGUCAGCCGACCUCCGGUGGAGAGUGUUGAAGAUGUCGCGACUUUGCUUGGCGCACCGGCAAACCUCAGCAGUCUUCUCUCGAACUCUGCCAAAGUGUACAAGACUGUGACCGCCAGUGCCAUCAGUAUCCUGGAAAAGACUGCAGUCGAUCUGAAUGCAUUCGCGAGCGCGGACCCGGAGGACAAGAGCACAGGCAUGCGCCAGCUCAUCGAGACAGUGAAGGCCGACUUCAACCGAUUCGCCGACAGAGAGGUUGAUCUCUGCAAGAAUCUCAAGUCAUAUAGCAUCUUGCUCAACACCUUGGUACCGAGACUUGGAGUUUCCGUACUUGCAAAAACUGUGAAUGUUCGGGUUGAAGCUUUCCGCAAAGAAAUGAAUGCGGAUGCAGACGAGCGUGCGGCUCGUGCAGCCCAGAUUCUCAAGCACGUUGACACUCUCGACGCUCGCAUAACCGAGGCGGCAUUCAGAGUAGCAGUGCUAGGCCAACAAGCCGACGCAAUGGACGAGCAGCUGCGGCACCAGAAUGUAGGGCGAAUCCUCAUCAACGCCCUCAAAGCCCUCUUUUGCCUGGUAGACGACGAAGACGGCGCCCUGACACAGCUGUCCAUCAUCUUGGGUAUCGCGAAGAGCUUUCUGCAGGGCGACUUCGACAUGUUGUUCAAGAAUAAGAAGGAGAUGCAAGCCUUCAUCGACAAAGUCAAGGCCCUGCAGGCCACCCUCGAGGCGGUCAAGCAGUCCAUGAAAUCGAUGUCUGGGGGCAUGAAGACCUCAGUUAGUGCCAAUGCCGCCCUUAUUCGUGUCUGGGACAUCAUCGCGGAGAACACUGCCUCUCUCCGCACCAGUGCCGAGGAGACUGUUGGCGCGCCCGAUCAACUCAAGAUCAAAGUUAGUUGGCAGAAGGCGCAAAGUGCGGCAGACGAAGCAAUCAAUACAAUCACAGGGGGCGCAACCCUUUCAAACACCUGGUCUACUGAGCUCAGGGCCGCCACGAGCAGCGUGGCACAAUCUUCUGUUCCGUUUCCCACAUCGCGAGCGGAAUUGGAGCUCUUCACCCUGGCUGGAGACGUAGGUGUCGAUCAUAUGCUAGUCGAGCCCAAGAAAUACAACGCAUUAACUCACCUAGCACAAGUACCCCAGAUCACCGAGAAAUACUUCACGGUGUUCUCAAAUAUGGCUGCAAAUUCAGCAGAUUCAGCCUCCGAUGACUCGCAGAAAAAGAUAGAGGAGAUCAUGAAGCAGCUUGGCCCGCCAGCCACAGAGAGUAUCAAAGAACAGCUGAACACACUCGCUGGAGAUUGCAACCAGGUCAAGAACACCUUCUCCAACAUUCUCCAGGUCCCCUUUCUCCAGAACCUGAGCAUCCUCAACCCGUUCAAAGUCGGAAAUUCCGAGGAGAAGGAUUCUAUCAACAUGCGUGAGGUUGUGCAGCGCUACAAAGAUAAAUACGACAGCCUGCAAGACAAGACUGUGGUGGCGGUAAAGGGUCUCAUCGCCUAUUCCACCAUCCAGAUUGCACUGCUGCCCCGCGUGGAACUCGACGCCGAGAAAGCGGCCAACCUGAAGGUCGGCGAUGGCAAACUGUCCGUAGAUAAUUACUACAAGGCUUGCAGCAACGCGAUCAGCAGUCAUCUGGCGAAGGCAACCGAGAUACGUCAGGAACAUACCAGGUUCCUGAAUGAGUGGCAGAAGGCGCAGACCAACAUUGUGCAGAGGAUUAACGAGUGCAAGGCCACGGCCGCGGACCUGAAAAAGCGCAUCCAGGAGAAGAACGACGAGUAUCGGCACAAGACCAUUUUCGGUAUUCUCGAGAUCAUAGGAGGUCUGGCAUGCUUUGCGAUUGGCUUCUGCCUGCCUUUCAUGGCCCCUAUUGCAUGGGGUGUUGGAGUUUCCUUAAUUGGUGUGGGAAUCCAAGAGUUGGUUGACCGCGGCUUGAUCGACGAUGCGAUAGCAGAGUUGACAAGCCAGUUCAACGCUGCCACCUCUGCAGCGAAUCAACUGGAGAUACUCAAAACGCCCUUCCAAGCCGUCGAGUCCAAGAUCCAAAAUCUCGUGGGCAUUUGGAACGGCAUCGAAGACUCCCUCAUGAAGAUCAACAUGAACGUUUCCACGCUCCAAGGCGCCGAGCCCGGCGUCAUUGAGAACAUUUGGAGCGCCCUUCUCCCAGUGAAUACCAAGAACUGGCAGGACUGCAAGAAUAUGUGUACGCAGUAUGUCAAUGCCAUUGCUUGAUGAGCUUUUUUCGGGAGGGGACAGGAUUAGCUUUUGGAUAUAUAGGUAGCUACCUAAUCUAGGCAGGUGCCUAGGGAGGUAAAGAUGAAAGGUGGCAUCAUGAAGCAAUAAUGAAGGUAUUAGGACAAGGGAUUAAAUGGAUGGAGUUGGAGCCAUCUAGUUUAGGAAAGACUGCAAGACCUUAUAGUUACCUAGUAGGUACCUAAUUAACGUGUGGUACUUAGGCGACAUUCGCGAGACGAUGUGCAGACAAUGAU